Messenger RNA from Clonostachys rhizophaga, 1242 nucleotides. Lineage: Eukaryota; Fungi; Ascomycota; Sordariomycetes; Hypocreales; Bionectriaceae. The record is from the annotation of a GenBank genome assembly.
AUGGAACCCUUAACGUACCCGAUUCCUGAGGGCCUUCAAAAGGUUCCUGACCAUUUAUUUGAUGGCCGUCCCGAUGCUGAAAUUGAUGCCGAACUCCUCAAUCCCCCACCAGUCAAGGAUGUCAAGAAUGUGUGGUUUUUCUGGCACUCUGGCUUCUCCAGCAUGCAUGGCUACACCCAGCGAAACGUGAGGGCCUGGUAUCGCCGCCUCUCCAAAUCCGGGUGGGUGAUUCGCGUCCUCGAUCGCCAGCCUGCAUCCCCCCUCAACAUAGAUCAAUUCCUAGAUACCAGCGACCCGGAGACAUUCCCAAAAGCAUUUGUCGACGGGGCUAUCGGCGGUACCUACGGAAUUCAGCAUACUUCGGAUCUCGUGCGUUGGCCCCUCCUGCUAAAGUAUGGAGGAGUCUACGCAGAUGUGGGCAUGCUGCAAAUCGGGGAUCUGGAUCGGCUCUGGAACAAGACUCUGGGGAACCCCGAGAGCCCCUACGAAGUCCUGGCCUACUACAAUGGAAAUGAGACGCGCCACGAGGUGACCAACUACCUCCUCGCAUCAACACCAAACAACCCGCUGUUCGCGCGGUGCCACAAGCUUUUCCUCGCUCUCUGGGCGGAAGACGGCGGGAAGACGAGCACGGAUGGGAUGCACGCCAGUCCUCUCAUGAAGCCGCUCCCUCUGAUGAAAGCACCAGUGACGCUCGAAUUCGAAGAAGACGGGAAGAAGUAUGGGCAUGAAGAAGUCAGCAAGCUUUUGACAGACUACAUCAUCCAGUGCCAGACAUUGACCUUGGUAAUGGGCCUUGUGGAUGAGGAAGAUGGCUGGAAUGGCCCCGAGUAUACAGCGAAGCAUCUAUUCGCCAUCGAGUACAUGGAAGGCUCGCAGUUAAUCAAUGUCUUCACGGGCUGGAAUGGGCCCAAGGCUUGGGAACUCAUGUCACUCCCACUCCCCAAGGAGGGUGAAACCGAGACGGAAGAGCAGAAGAAGGCAAGGGAAAUUGUUCAAGGCUGUUUACAGCGAAGCUGGGGGUUCAAGCUUGCACAUGGACUCAUCGUAAGGGUCAUGGGUCCUACUCUGGGAUCUCUCUGGAGAGCAAAUCCAGGCUCAGACAAUGUCCCAGGCACGUAUGCCCACUGGCUGCGAUACGGUAUUGAGCAUUGGAGCCCAGAUCACGAUCCGGCAAGCCUGGACCUAAAGGUGUUACCCCCGAUUAAGAAAGGAUCUCUACUGAAAGAAGCGUUAGAAUAG